ACCUAGUAUUAAGGCCAACCCAACCCUGGCGCCGCACCGUACGCACGCGCCCCGCCCACCGCCGCCGGCCGACGCCAUCCACAGAUCCGAUCCCACCCCACCCCAAACCCUAGCGCCAGCCACCCCCAGCUCCUGCCGUCUCCUUGCCGGCUGGCCAAGCAAGCAGAGCAACACAAGCAAAGCCAAAGCCGAUUUCCCCACCCGCGAGAGAUCUCGCGCAAACCCUAGAAUUCCCCUCCCCCCACCGGCGACUCGGCGCGCGGCCAUGGAUCCGGCCCCGCCCUACGACCACCGCCGCGGCGGCGGCGGCGGGCACUACUACCCCGCCCAGCAGCACCACCACCACCACAACGGCGGCCACUUCGCGCCGGGAGGGGGCGGCGGGCCCGUGCGGUCCAGGCACGAGCAGUACGACCCGUACGAGGCCUUCCCGCCGCCGCCGUACCACCACCCGCCCCCCUCCGACCACCACCCGCGCCUCCACCACUACCACAACCAGCAGCUGCCCCCGCCUCCCCCCCUGCCGCCGCCGCCGCCGCACCGUCCCGCCUACGCCGGCCCCUCCCCGCCUCCUCCUCCCGAGGCCUACUCCACCCCGCCCCCGCCACCGCCCCCGUACCACAGCUCGCCCGCUCCCCACUUCCACGGCCACCAGCGCCACCCCGACGAGGAGUUCCGCCGCAACGCUGGGCACCACCACCAGCACCAGCACCACCACCAGCAGCAUCAGCAGCCACAGCACCACCAUCAACAGCAGCAGCAGCAGCACCACCACCACCACCAUCAACAGCAGCAUCAGCAGCCCCCGUGGGAGGACCCUGAGGAGCGCAGGCGCAGAUUCGCCCCUGCUCACCAGGAGCCCGAGGACGACAGGCGCAGAUACGCCCCUGCUCACCAGGAGCCAGAGGAAGACAGGCGCAGAUACCCCCCUGCUCACCAGGAGCCAGAGGAAGACAGGCGCAGAUACGCCCCUGCUCACCAGGAGCCUGAGGACGACAGGCGCAGAUACACGUCCCCCCACCACCACCGUCUCUCGCCGCCGCCCAGCCCGCGCAAGAAGCAGCGGUGCGCCUUACAUGACCGGGUCGACAUCGAGAGCACCUCCAGCUCUGGCCCGCUGCCUUCACGCCAUCAGAGGCAGCAGCCCCAUGCCAGCUACGCCGCGGUUGACAGCUUUGUAGAUAGGGCCCCUGCGCAUCCUGGCUACAGCCACGAGAGCUUCUCAACACACAGCGACAGCAAGGGCAGCAGGAAGAUUCAGAUGGUUUCACAGACGUCAACGCUGUCUGGCGAGCGUGGCUCGCCGCGCUCGCCACGUGCCACCAUUGUCGCGCAUCCGAGGCGCACUCCGCAGAAGGAGCCUGCCCCAAGGAGACUUUCUGUGUGGCAGAGGAUAGAGGAGGGCCCUGCUGCUGCUACACGGCCGCCGCCACCGCCACCGCCAAAGGCCUUGCAUAUUUCACCAGCCAAGUCGAGCACUGCCGGCUCUGCUUCAAAGGGAUUGGCCAGCGUGAUCUCUGUGGACUGCAAGGCAAAAAGUGCUGGUAGUAAUGAGGUUGACAGCACUAAAGUAAUACAGAAGGAUGCUGGAAAGAAUGUUAGGAAGGUGUUGUCCUCAGUUCUUGUGAAACCUUCACCGGAGUCCAAGGAAAAAGAAGGGUUUGUUGAGAAGCUUCCUGGGAAGCAUGAUAAUGUUCAGGAGAAUGUGUCAGAUUCCCCUAGUAAAAGUCUGGGCUUAGCUGGUCGUCCUGUGGCUGGUGUCAAGAAAGUGAAGAAGAUAGUUAUCAAGAAGAUUGUGAGGAGGAUUGUUGGCAAGGAUAAACAAAUUAGUAGCGAAAUUGUAUCUGAGAAGAGGGAUAAUAUUGAUGCUAUUGCAAAUGCUUCUGAAAAAGAAGAGGGUGAAAUCAUAACCUCAUCGCUGGAAAAGGAUACUGUAUCUGAACAUAAUAUGGUAAGCACUAGUGGUACAGCUGGAGCUGGUAAUGGUGUGAAUGUCCAGAAGGGUGAAAAUAGCAACUCGAUAAAUCCACGUAAAAGGAAAGCCACUUCAGCCAUCGAGUCCAAGAAAAUUCUUGAUUCAACAAAUCGUAGUGGGAGUAAGCACCUUGGAAAGGAAGACAAUAGAAGCUCCAUGGGUCGAGGUGAUACUAUUGCUGCUUCAGCCAUUAAAUCUACAGAAGCACUUGCUACAAGACGAAGUGAGCAUCCUGGGAAAGGAGAUAGGAGCUCCAUGGAUUCAGGUGUUAGGAGUGCAACUUUGGUGUCUACGAAUGAUAAUUAUCAGGAGGAGGGUGAAAUCAUGCCUCUUUCAGGUGAAACGAGUGCUGCAGUUACAAGUAAUCCUCUGAGAAUUUCUAAUAGGCAUACAGAAUCUAGCAUGAAAGAGAGCAGAGCUCCUAAGAAUGUCAGUAAAAAAAACACUGUUUGCACAAAUGGAGUUACUGUAAAUCAUGAUACGGCAGAAAUUUCUGGAAGUGAGGAUGCUAGGAGGGAAGACAAUGACAUCUUGAUUAACACAAGCGAAGAGGAUGUUCGCCGUGUAAGUAGUACACCAGAAGUUACUAUAUGCAAGAGAAAGGGUGCUCAGAAAGGUGAGGGUAUGAUUCUGACUGGUUUAGGUGAAAAUAGUAUUGGUAAUGUUUCUGUGGCACACCAUGUGAAGAUUUCUAAUACAAGGGAACUCGAUGUGAAUGAGGAUACCAGGACCAAAGAGAGCCAAAUCCCCAUAGAAUUAUGUCAAACUAACACUUUGAAAACAAUACACCACUUGGAAGCUCCUGAUACAUCAGAAACUACCAUGAGCAAGUUUGUUGGGAGGAAAGUGGGCAAAAGCCUCAUGGGGUCAACUGAAAGACAUGCUACCACCACAUGUAAUUCUGGGAGCACUCCAGAAUUUAAUUUAGCUGGUGGAUUCGGCAAUAGCCACAAGGAAGAUCUUCUCAAUGACGGAACUGCUUUCAAUGAAACAGAUGCUCCCAUGGAAGUUGAAGGUAGAGAUUUCUUUAAUCUGUCAUGUUCCAGAAAUGUUGAAAGCAUGAAUGUGCCACCAUUAGAUGAUGAUCUUAUGGAGGAUUUAACCCGGGAUAUUGUUUUGAAUAAUGGUAUAGAAAGGGGUGCUACAGCUCAGGUAGCAGAACUGAUCAAUCUUCAUAGAGGUCAUCUGUCUCCCGAGAUUGAUUUUCCCUUGGCACAUUCCCGUGAAUCUUCAUCUUCUGGUAACAGCGAGCAGUCUGUUCCUACAACUUUGACACUUGGCAGUAAUUUCUAUUUCAGUAAUAACAUCGAAAGUGAGCGACAGCUCAAGGAAAACCAUGAGCUGCUGGAAGGGCAGAAAGGAUUAGAUGUUUCCACAGUGUCAGAAUUUGAUAGUCUUGUAAAACAAAAAGGUGUGGCUGAUGAUGACUCAGUUGGUGUAGGUUCUCAAAAUUGGCUGACUUUACCGCCAGCGGUCAACAGCAUUGCUAUGUCUGAGCAGUUUGUGACUAACGAUGCUACUGUUAGGAAAGAUAGGAUAGGUUUGGAUCAGAGCGUGGAUAAUGACACUUCUGUUAGUCAGGAUCAUGAUACUGCACAAGGUUUGGAGCAGUGUGGAAGUGUGGAUGCUUUCUCUAGUCAGGUUAACAGCAUUAGGCUAUCUGUAUCUGGUAGUGAUAUGCCUCAGUCAGACUCAUUGACACCCAAAGAGAUCAGUGGCGUUGUUGAGAAACAUGGUGAGAUAGUUCUCUCGGGUUUGCACUCUAUUAGUUCAAUAAAUGUUGUAGAUCAACAUGAUAAUCAAAUGGUGGAUAUUUCUGUGGGCAACCCAACUGAACCUGCUAUCCCAGCUGUAGAAUCUAUUGAUGUGAUGGAUGCAGAGCUAGUUUCUCCUCAGGUAUCUGUUGAGCCGGAUAAUACCUAUGACAGUAAUAAAGGAAUCAGUGGUGAUGUUGAGAAACAUGGGGAGGUAGUUCUCUCUGGUUUGCACUCUAUUAGUUCAAUAAAUGUUGUUGAUCAACAUGAUCAUCAGAUGGUGGAUAAUCCUGUGGGUAACCCAAUUGAACCUGCCAUCCCAGCUGUGGAAUCUACUGAUGUGAUGGAUACAACGCUUUCUCCUCAGGUAUCUGUUGAGCCAGAUAAUAAUACCUAUAACAGUAAUACUGAAGGUUCUGUGGUUAACUCAAGCACAAAGCGAGAUUUGUUGUCUUCUUGGAUUGAAUCCAUUGUGUCAGAAGCUAAAAAGGAUCAUCAACCAUGCAAAUCUACUUUACCUUCUAUUAGUUUGCCAGUCUUAGCACCAAAGGAGGAUAGCAGGAGAGCAGGAUUGGACUCGGUUGGAAACCCUGUGGGGAAGUCUCCUCAGAUGAAUUGUACAAGCUCUAUGCCUCCCAAGGUAGCUCCUAAACGGGCGAAUUUGCCCAGUUCAUCCCGAGAGCCUCCUCGUGCAAGUUCAAAUCCAAGGCACAAGACAUGGCAUCGUGGUGACAUGACAUCUUCUACAUCUUUGCCCAGUUCACAGCCUUCAGGAUUACCGCCUAAACAACCACCAAGGCGGAAUGACAAAACUCAAAACUCUUAUAUACGCAAGGGUAACGCCCUUAUUAGAAAUCCAGCAACAGGAAAACUUUCUCAUUCUUCUAGUCUGGAUACUCAGAAUAAGUUGAAUAAGCCUGUGAUGAGGAGAAGCAUGAACUUUGUCAGGAAAGUUGAUUCAAAUGAUUCUGCAGCACGUUUGAGCUUUACAGUUGAAAGACCUAAGACUCCUCCUUUACCACUUCAUGCCAAAUCCAUCAAUUCAACCACAAGCCUCCCAGAGCAGUUGCCUAAAACUUUGCCCAAGCAGCAUGUUCCUGAAACUGAAAAAGAAGAUUCGGCUAGGCAAUUAAACUCAGGUGUUGAUACCCCAAGCAUUAAAAGUGCACAAACACCUGAACCCUCAGAUGCUAGUAAAGUGGUUUAUGUUAGACCGAAAUCAAAUCAAUUGGUUGCUGCACAGAGGCAGCACCCUGAUGACCCGACUAAAAGUUCUACAGAUAAGGUUUUAUCACAGCAGCCACCCACAGCCUCUGAUUUAUAUUUCAAGAAGCGGAAAAAUCAGAUUAUUUUGAGUUCAUCUUCCUCUGAUGGUCAGAAUACAAAAGAGAUUGCACCUGCUGAGAGCUUAAAUUCAGGUGAGAGUAAUGUACAAAUUGCAUCCUCGAACAACAGUAUCAAUGGUUUAAAGGAGAGACCACAUAAAGCUCUUCGGACAAAUAAUAUGGGAACUUCCUCGCACGUGUGGACACUCAGUGGGCAACAACCACAGAGGAAAGGAUCUGCGGGAACUAGUUAUGCGAAGGCCUUCCCACGUAUUCUUCCAUGGAAAAGAAAAAUAUACUGCAAGAAUUUUAGAAACAGUCACACUCAGAAUGUGAGCUCCUUACGAAUAGUCAGCAGAAAACUAUUACAAACCAAGAAGAGAGAUAUGAUUUAUACUGUCUCAACUAAUGGAUUCUCUAUACGGAAAUCUGGCGUGUUAAGUGUUGGUGGAUCAAGUUUGAAAUGGUCACGAUCUCUUGAGAAGCGUUCUCAAAAGGUUAACGAGGAGGCUACAUUGGCAGUUGCUGACGUUGAGAAAAAGAGAGGAGAAAAACGGAAACGGCAAUAUCUCCAUUAUACUGGAAGAAAUGAUCAAUACUCUUUAUCUGUUGCCGGCAAUCAGUUAAGAAACAACAAUCAAGCAUCUUCAGAUUUGAGGAGGUCAUCAACUUGCAAUGGAUAUGUGCGUGUUAGCAAAGGUAACCAACUGGUUAGAAACCCCAAAAAAGUAACUCGCAUGCUAGCAAAUGAGAAAGUUCGAUGGAGUUUGCACACUGUUAGAUCACGCCUGGCAAAGAAACGACAGUACUGUCAAUUCUUCACUCGGUUUGGCGAGUGCAAGAAGCCUAAGGGCGAGUGUCGCUAUAUUCAUGACCCUGCUAAAGUGACUAUUUGCACUAAAUUUCUUAAAGGCCUGUGUUCUGAUACUAGCUGUAAACUCACUCACAAGGUCCUCCCGGAAAGAAUGCAAGACUGUUCUUAUUUUCUGAAAGGUCUCUGUACCAACACAGCUUGUCCCUAUAGGCAUGUGAAAGUGAACUCUAAGGCUCCUGCCUGUGAAGAUUUUCUAAAGGGAUACUGUGCAGAUGGUGAUGAGUGUCGUAAAAAGCACAGCUACACAUGCCCAGUCUUUGAGGCAACAGGAGAGUGCCCACAACAAUCUACGUGCAAACUUCAUCACCCCACCAAGAAGACAAUCAAACCUAAGAGAAGCAGACCAGACACCCCCCAAAACAGUAGCUGGGGACGGUAUUUUGACACCAGCAUUAGACAUGACAGCGAGACAAGCAAAGUUUCUUCAGGCCAAGAUGACAGACAGAAACAGCAACAUGAUAUUUUCUCAGGUGGGGACUUCACUGACUUUAUCACACUUGACAUUGAUGGUGAAGAAGGCGUUGAUGCGCUGGACAGCAUACAGAGUGUUGAUGCGCCGGACAGCAUACAGAGUGUUGAUGCGCCGGACGGCAUACAGCUGAUGGAACUGGACUCAGGGGAACUUGGCACGGAGGCUGAUGAUCUUGAUGCACUAAUCAAACCUCUUCGGAUCAUGAGAACGGCAAGAGUGUGACAGGCUAACUGCUGCUUGAACUUGGACCAGGGGAAAGUUCAACAUUUCAGCAUGCGGGCCUUCAUAAUCUUGAUGCACAAGCAAAGCCGCUUCGGAUCAUGAGGGUAAAGAGUUUGAUGGCUGAUGGGACAGUGCUAAGGGGAUUCAAGUUUUGGACAUGCAGAUUGGUGCUCAAGCUGACUCGGACCGGCGAGAAGAACAAGGGUUUGACAAGUUUUUCGGUUAUUUCGGAUACCCGCUGUUGAUAUAGUGCUUUGCUGCGCCACACCAAGCUGCGGCGCUGACUGGGUUUUCUCUUCGACAUAUCCAUAUAUAGAUAGGGAAAACAUGCCUUGUCAUCCUUUUUUCUUUCCUUUUUUAACAUCUCGUUUCCAUUCAUCUUGUACUUAUGCAUAGGUUACAUUGUCUCAAACAUAGAGUGGGAGCAACUGGCUGUAUUACCUGUGUGUUGAAUGUAAAAACACAUAUCAUAUCUGUGAAAGAAGCAAUGCAACUUUAUUUCAA
Triticum urartu is the source of this 7126-nucleotide messenger RNA. RefSeq lists its product as uncharacterized. Gene Ontology annotation, cellular component: nucleus. Gene Ontology annotation, molecular function: metal ion binding. NCBI's taxonomy places the organism in Eukaryota, Viridiplantae, Streptophyta, Magnoliopsida, Poales, Poaceae. The record is from RefSeq and is a predicted model, not a curated record.